This is a messenger RNA of Synchytrium microbalum, 2826 nucleotides long. It is a transcript of the gene SMI527, whose product is annotated as chitin synthase. NCBI's taxonomy places the organism in Eukaryota, Fungi, Chytridiomycota, Chytridiomycetes, Synchytriales, Synchytriaceae. Gene Ontology annotation, molecular function: chitin synthase activity. Bases 1 to 2826 code for a protein of 941 amino acids. The record is from RefSeq and is a predicted model, not a curated record. Gene Ontology annotation, cellular component: cell septum; cell periphery. The transcript has 15 exons.
AUGAAUCCACCCAAAAGAGACCAGUACCAGCCAGCUCCAAACAACGACAAUUUGCCACCGCCCAGAGGCACUUCCGCAACUACUCCUAUUACCUCACCUACUGCUGCAAGAGGCAUCGCUUUGCCUGCAUCAGGUCAACCAGCUGCAGCACCACGCAGUCCAGCUUCUGCAAAUCAAUUCAUAAACGUACAGACUCCGGCUUACAGAGGUGGCAAUUAUCCAUCACCAGCUCCACUAGGUAGUACUGGUAAUAUCGCAAGACCACCACCACCUACAAACGUAGCAGGCUCUGGCCCUCGCUCCCCACCACCUGCCAAUAAUAAUCAACCUAUAGCUGCUCCAAGAAGGCAAUCAGCACUACCUCCUACUCCACAAAUGUCGGCUCCUUCUGACUAUGUCCCAGUGACACAACCGCCACAGGCUCAAUUCGUCCAACCUUCAGGCUACGAAAUGGCCCAACGUCGCCCAAACGCCGUAGGAUCUCCUCCCUCUGGUGUAUCAUCCGCAAACCAUACCGUCGAAGUAGACCAACCAGGAUACGACUUCCAAAACCCAGCUCCCGAUGACUACAAUCCACGAUUCGACCGAACCUUGUACCGCUCACGUACCAAAAAGACUCUUAAAUUGACACGUGAAGGUAACUUCGUAGUAGAUAUUCCAGUGCCUGAAAAAGUAUUGUCGGUGGCUCGAUUCCGUAAUGAGCAGGAGUUUACGCAUUUGAGAUAUACGGCUGUGUUGGGUGAUCCUAAUGAGUUUGUGCAGAGGGGUUACACCCUACGACAAAACCAACUGGGUCGUGAAACCGAAUUGUUUGUCGUCAUCACAAUGUAUAAUGAAGAUGACCGUCUGUUCUGUAAGACGUGGAAGGCUGUUGAAAAGAAUAUUGCAAACUUGUGUGCCAAGAAGGGAACUUCAUUCUGGGGUCCUGAUGCAUGGCAAAAAGUCGUUGUGUGUGUUAUAUCUGAUGGUCGUCAAAAGAUCCACCCACGUACAUUGAAUGUAAUGGGUGUCAUGGGUGCCUUCCAAGAUGGUCUGAUGAAAACCUCCGUCAAUGGCCAGGAAGUCUCAGCCCACGUAUUCGAAUACACCACCCAAAUCCUCGUCGAUACCGAAUCCCUACAACUACGAUCAUCAGAUCAAGCUGUAGUACCCGUCCAAAUGAUUUUCUGUCUCAAGGAAAAGAAUGCCAAGAAAAUCAACUCCCACAGAUGGUUUUUCAAUGCAUUCGGACGAGCCCUCAACCCCCAAAUCUGUGUUUUACUUGAUGUUGGUACAAAGCCAACUGAUACUUCAUUCUGGCAUUUGUGGCAUGCCUUUGAUCAGAAUCCUAAAGUUGCUGGUGCUUGUGGUGAAAUUUACGCCGAAACUGGUUCUUGUGGUGCCAAGCUACUCAAUCCUUUGGUGGCAGCACAGAACUUUGAAUACAAGAUGUCCAACAUUCUGGACAAGCCAUUGGAAUCUGUGUUUGGUUUCAUUUCCGUCUUGCCAGGUGCAUUCUCAGCAUACAGAUUCAAAGCACUACAAAAUGGUCCAGAUGGUACAGGUCCCUUGGAAAAGUACUUCUUUGGUGAAACUCUACAUGGCGCUGGAGAUGUUAUGAAAGCAAACAUGUACUUGGCCGAAGAUCGUAUCCUGUGUUUCGAAUUGGUCACUAAAUGGAAGGAAAGAUGGGUAUUGCAAUAUGUUAAGGCUGCUAAGGCUGAGACGGAUGUGCCAGAUACUGUUCCUGAAUUUGUUUCACAACGUCGUCGUUGGUUGAACGGAUCCUUCUUUGCUGGUGUCUACGCCAUCUUCCAUUGGUACAAGAUCUUUAGAUCUGGUCACUCAUUCGGUCGUCAAUUCUUCCUCCUCAUUCAAAUGCUAUACAAUGUUAUUUCACUCAUCUUUAACUGGUUUUCACUGGGUAACACAUACUUGAUCUUCUACUUCUUGACAGCCGAUAUUGUGACAGAUCCAGCACCAGGUCAGCCUGCUCCAUUUGGCACAAACCACUUGAUUGGACAAUGGAUUUUCUUGAUAUUGAGAUAUCUGUAUAUUGGAGCCAUCAUUCUCAUCUUUAUCUCGUCAUUGGGUAAUCGACCUCAAGGAAGCAAACUUGUAUACCAGUUCUCCUUCUUCUUGUUUGCUGUCAUUAUGGCGUUCAUGUUGUACAUGUCUGCAUUCACCAUUUACCUGACGGUUCCGAAAACAGAGGCAGAAUGGGCGAAUAUUGGCAACAUACUGCUUGCUCAACCAUCAUUCCGUGAUUUGGUGCUCUCAGUUGCCAUGACAUAUGGUGUCUACUUUUGCUCCAGUUUCAUCUUCUUUGAGCCAUGGCACAUGUUCACCUCAUUCUUACCAUACCUCUUCCUACUCCCAUCAUACAUUAACGUGCUCAUGGUAUAUGCUUUCUGUAACUUGCACGAUGUGUCUUGGGGUACUAAGGGUGACAACUCAGUAUCAGUAGACAGCGCACCCGUCAAAGUAGUUAAACAAGCAGACGGUCAACUCCUCACCACAGUCGACAUCCCAUCAGACCAAGCAGAUAUCGACAGCAGCUAUGACAAUUUCCUCCGAGAACUACCCAACAGGCCCAAAGACUUCAAGGGAGACACUCGAUCAGCAGCAUUGAAACAAGAAGAUUGGUUUAGGACCUUCCGAUCCAAUCUGGUCUUGUCGUGGAUGCUUACCAAUGCUUUCUUGAUUGUCAUUAUUACGACACCGGAAGUUGGAAUCAUCAAGUCUGGGCAGAUUUAUAAUCCGUAUUUGACCUUCAUCUUAUGGUCUGUCGCAGCAUUGUCUGGGUUCAGAUUCUUGGGCGCUAUUGCCUACUUGUUUACGCAGUGA